Lampris incognitus (smalleye Pacific opah) is the source of this 828-nucleotide messenger RNA. It is a transcript of the gene creld1a, whose product is annotated as protein disulfide isomerase CRELD1. Bases 121 to 828 code for a protein of 235 amino acids. The transcript has 6 exons. NCBI's taxonomy places the organism in Eukaryota, Metazoa, Chordata, Actinopteri, Lampriformes, Lampridae. The record is from RefSeq and is a predicted model, not a curated record. Gene Ontology annotation, molecular function: calcium ion binding.
GUUUUGUUUUUUUGUUUUUUAAAAUAAACUCGCCAUAUAUGUGAUUUAAAGAAGAAUUCAACGACAACGCCAAUUUAAACCCAGAGUUCACCCGCUCCAAGAGAUCAGACAGGAGCGAGGAUGAUUUUGUGGAACCUGCUGCUGCCAACUUGGCUGUGUUCACUGUUGGCUCUGGUUGUUCAGGUCUUAAGCUGUCCAGAUACCUGCAGGACAUGCUCAGGGCCAAAUCACAACCAGUGCCUGGAGUGUACAACCGGAUGGACGCUCCAUGAUAAUUCCUGUGUAGACAUUGAUGAGUGCGGCACAGAGUUGGCCCAAUGUCCCCCCAGCUCCUAUUGCUUCAAUACAGAAGGGUCUUAUGAGUGCCGAGGCUGUGACCAGGCCUGUGUAGGCUGUAUGGGCAGUGGACCAGCCCGCUGCAAGAAAUGUGCCUCCGGGUACAGACUGACAGGAACAAAGUGUUUAGAUAUAGAUGAAUGCAGUGAGAGGGUGCUGCCCUGCAUUAGUCUAGAUGAGCUCUGUACUAAUGUGGAUGGCUCUUACCGCUGUGACUGUGCUGACGGGUUUAGCCGCAAGGAUAAUGUCUGUGUUAAGAACCACCUGCCUAGUGUGCAUGAGAAAGGUCUUUUUGAAGACAUCCAGGAUGAGGAGGUGGAGGUACUGCAACAGAUGUUCUUUGGGGUGGUGCUCUGUGUGCUGGCCACAUUGGCUGCUAAGGGCGAUAUGGUCUUCACAUCCAUAUUUAUGGGAGGUGUGGCAGCCAUGGCAGGGUACUGGCUGUCACACAAGGGAAGCCAUUUUCUGGACAGCUUCCUGAAGGGACGUUGA